GUCUGGCAAGGAUACAACUUGGAUACUAUCAUUCAAAGAUACGGAAAUAUGCUUGGGCAAGCACACCUCCCACCAGAUCCUAUGCCAACUUCGCCACCUCACGCUAUCACAGCAGAGAACUCGCUGAGAAGCAGAAUCUCUGAGCAUGUCUUUCCCAGAGUACGACGAGGGCUCCGAGCUGGUUUCGACUUCUUGACAACAUUGGAUCAGAUGAGGGGCUUGACAAGGGUGUCGCUCGAUGUUGGGGAGUCUGCAAAGCUUGUUGACAAUUUCAAGGCCGACACUGCCUAUUUUGCCCUAGCGCCCCCAGUUGGCACGAGUUGGAACCGUGCUCCUGGUGAUAUCAAACCGUCUUGGAAAUGGAAUACAGCCCUGGAAACCCAUCCGAUUACCGGUGCGCGUGUGGAGUAUCGUCAAGCACUCAGUCAAGUCAAUUGGUAUAUGAGACAACAUCAUUCACGAUACGGCUUUCUUCUUACUGAUCGAGAAUUGGUUGUCUUCCGACGAUUGGAUAACAAUGGCAAUCUGGAGCUUGCGCAUCCAGUUCCAUUUACUAGAGGAGGUACCGUUGUGCAACCGCAGCUGACAGUUCUGUUAGCAUUAUAG
Molecule: messenger RNA, 606 nt
Organism: Aspergillus ochraceoroseus IBT 24754
Lineage: Eukaryota; Fungi; Ascomycota; Eurotiomycetes; Eurotiales; Aspergillaceae
Exons: 1
Source: RefSeq, a predicted model, not a curated record